AUGAUAGAUUCGUGGCUUGCAGAUGCUGUCAUGUAUGAACUCUGGGUGGGCUCUGAUGAGAGUCCUGCACAGAAGAUUUAUUAUUCUGAUCUCCCAUGGCCAAUUGGAAAAUUUUUGUAUUUCAAGCAAAUUCGUUUUGCAAAACAACUACUUGGGAUAACAAAAGACAAUGCUGAGAGAAGAGAAGCAGAGAUUUAUAAGAGAGCAACAAUUGCUUAUGGAGCUAUGUCAACUAGGUUAGGGGAAGACUCCUUCUUCUUUGAAAACAGGCCAACAAGUUUGGAUGCAGAGUUCCUUGGGCAUGCCCUUUUUACACUUCAAGCUUUACCU
Messenger RNA from Ilex paraguariensis (yerba mate), 330 nucleotides. The record is from the annotation of a GenBank genome assembly. Lineage: Eukaryota; Viridiplantae; Streptophyta; Magnoliopsida; Aquifoliales; Aquifoliaceae.